ACAACUAAGUUGGCAAACCCAGCAUAUACACCUGAAAUUAGUGCAAAGACUGCAGUAAUUGACUUUACCGUGACAAUGAAAGGGUUGGAAGAUCAGCUCCUUGGUCGUGUCAUUCUCACAGAAAAACAGGAGUUGGAAGCGGAGCGUGUCAAGUUAAUGGAAGAAGUAACUUCAAACAAGAGGAAAAUGAAGGAACUAGAAGAUAAUCUCUUGUUCCGUCUGACCAGCACCCAGGGUUCACUUGUAGAAGAUGAAUCUCUGAUUGAAGUCCUUAGGAUAACAAAAACCACAGCAGAGGAGGUCAGUGAAAAGCUGACAAUUGCAGCAGAAACUGAAGUGAAGAUUAAUACAGCUCGUGAGGAAUAUCGUCCUGUAGCUACGCGUGGCAGCAUCCUGUACUUCCUCAUUGUGGAAAUGAGUCUGGUGAAUGUCAUGUAUCAGACUUCCCUCCGUCAAUUCUUGGGCAUCUUUGACUUGUCAAUGGAGAGAUCUGUGAAAUCCCAGCUGACAGCUAAGAGAAUUGCAAACAUUAUUGAGUAUCUUACCUUCGAGGUGUUUAAGUAUACAGCUCGUGGCCUGUACGAAAACCACAAAUUUCUCUUCACAUUGCUAAUGGCCUUAAAGAUAGACCUGCAAGCUAAGAAAAUUUCCCAUAAUGAAUUUCAGACUCUCAUCAAAGGGGGUGCCACUUUAGAUCUAAAUUCUGUGGAGCCAAAGCCCAAAAAAUGGAUACUAGACAUGACAUGGCUCAACCUGGUCCAGCUGUCAAACUUGCCUCCCUUUAACAACCUCUUGGGGCAAGUGGCAAGAAAUGAGAAGGCAUGGAAAAUCUGGUUCGAUAAGGAAGCCCCUGAAGAAUCAUCAUUACCUGAUGGAUAUGAUAGUUUGUUGGAUGUUUUCAGAAAAUUGCUACUUAUUCGCAGCUGGUGCCCUGACCGAACCAUUGCUCAGGCCCGUCAUUAUAUAGCUGAAUCUCUAGGUGUAAAAUAUGCUGAGGGUUUCAUCCUUGACAUGGAGGCCAUGUGGGCUGAAAGUGAUUGCAGAACUCCCCUGAUCUGUUUCUUGUCAAUGGGAUCAGAUCCUACAGAGAACAUUGAGCGUCUAGCCAAGUCCAAGAACGCGCCUUGUCGUGCAAUCUCCAUGGGCCAGGGGCAAGAAGUUCAUGCCAGGCGCUUGCUAAGUCAGUCCAUGCAAGAUGGUGGAUGGUUACUUCUUCAGAACUGUCACUUGGGUCUUGAUUUUAUGGAUGAAUUAUUG
Messenger RNA from Staurois parvus, 1257 nucleotides. The record is from the annotation of a GenBank genome assembly. NCBI's taxonomy places the organism in Eukaryota, Metazoa, Chordata, Amphibia, Anura, Ranidae.